AAGCUCCAGCUAUUUUUCUCCGUGGCAGCGGCGACGAGCGGAAGUUCUUGGAAGCCCCAGUUCCGUCUGUGUGUUCGAGUGGACAAAAUGGCGAAGAUCGCCAAGACUCACGAAGAUAUUGAAGCACAGAUUCGAGAAAUUCAAGGCAAGAAGGCAGCUCUUGAUGAAGCUCAAGGAGUGGGCCUUGAUUCUACAGGUUAUUAUGACCAGGAAAUUUAUGGUGGAAGUGACAGCAGAUUUGCUGGAUACGUGACAUCAAUUGCAGCAACUGAACUUGAAGAUGAUGACGAUGACUACUCAUCAUCUACAAGUUUGCUUGGUCAGAAGAAGCCAGGAUAUCAUGCCCCCGUGGCAUUGCUUAAUGAUAUACCACAGUCAUGUGCAAGUCAGCACAAGGGGCAUAGUGAGCCUGAUGGAAGCUUUCCUCAGAUUUAUUGUACUCUUGUCCUGUUGCUGUUCUUUUCUGCAGGAGGGAAGACACCUGAUCCUAAAAUGAAUGCUAGGACUUACAUGGAUGUAAUGCGAGAACAGCAUUUGACUAAAGAAGAACGAGAAAUUAGGCAACAGCUAGCAGAAAAAGCUAAAGCUGGAGAACUAAAAGUCGUCAAUGGAGCAGCAGCGUCCCAGCCUCCGUCAAAACGAAAACGGCGUUGGGAUCAAACAGCCGAUCAGACUCCUGGUGCCACUCCCAAAAAGCUGUCAAGUUGGGAUCAGGCAGAGACCCCUGGGCAUACCCCUUCCUUACGAUGGGAUGAGACACCAGGUCGUGCAAAGGGAAGCGAGACUCCUGGAGCAACUCCAGGCUCAAAAAUAUGGGAUCCUACACCAAGCCACACACCAGCAGGAGCUGCUACUCCGGGACGAGGCGAUACACCUGGUCAUGCUACACCAGGCCAUGGAGGUGCAACAUCCAGUGCUCGUAAAAACAGAUGGGAUGAGACCCCCAAAACUGAAAGAGAUACUCCUGGGCAUGGAAGUGGAUGGGCUGAGACUCCUCGAACAGAUAGAGGUGGUGAUUCGAUUGGUGAAACGCCGACUCCUGGAGCCAUUCAGGCUUGGCGAUGGGAAAGAGAAAUUGAUGAGAGAAAUCGUCCACUUUCUGAUGAAGAAUUGGAUGCUAUGUUCCCAGAAGGGUAUAAGGUCCUUCCUCCUCCAGCUGGUUAUGUUCCUAUUCGAACUCCAGCUCGAAAGCUGACAGCUACACCCACACCUUUGGGUGGUAUGACUGGUUUCCACAUGCAAACUGAAGAUAGAACUAUGAAAAGUGUUAAUGACCAGCCUUCUGGAAAUCUUCCAUUUUUAAAACCUGAUGAUAUCCAGUACUUUGAUAAAUUAUUGGUUGAUGUUGAUGAAUCAACACUUAGUCCAGAAGAACAGAAAGAGAGAAAAAUAAUGAAGUUGCUUUUAAAAAUUAAGAAUGGAACACCACCAAUGAGAAAGGCUGCAUUGCGUCAGAUUACUGAUAAAGCUCGAGAAUUUGGAGCUGGUCCUUUGUUUAAUCAGAUUCUGCCUCUACUAAUGUCUCCUACACUUGAGGAUCAAGAGCGUCAUUUACUUGUGAAAGUUAUUGAUAGAAUACUGUACAAACUUGAUGACUUAGUUCGGCCAUAUGUGCACAAGAUCCUUGUAGUCAUUGAACCACUCUUGAUUGAUGAAGAUUACUAUGCUCGAGUGGAAGGCCGAGAGAUUAUUUCUAAUUUAGCAAAGGCUGCUGGUCUGGCUACUAUGAUCUCUACCAUGAGACCUGAUAUAGAUAAUAUGGAUGAAUAUGUCCGUAACACAACAGCUAGAGCUUUUUUGUAUGAGUAUUUGGGUGAAGAGUACCCCGAAGUGUUGGGCAGCAUUCUUGGAGCACUGAAGGCCAUUGUGAAUGUAAUAGGUAUGCAUAAGAUGACCCCACCAAUUAAAGAUCUACUGCCUAGACUCACGCCCAUCUUAAAGAAUAGGCAUGAAAAAGUACAAGAGAAUAUUUGCUUUGAGCUUUUAGAGCUCUUAAAAGCUCACAAAAAAGCUAUUCGCAGAGCAACAGUCAACACAUUUGGUUAUAUCGCAAAGGCCAUUGGCCCUCAUGAUGUAUUGGCUACACUUUUAAACAACCUCAAAGUUCAGGAAAGACAGAACAGAGUUUGUACCACUGUAGCAAUAGCUAUUGUUGCAGAAAUGUGUUCACCUUUCACAGUACUCCCUGCUUUAAUGAAUGAGUACAGAGUUCCUGAACUGAAUGUUCAAAAUGGAGUGUUAAAGUCACUUUCCUUCUUGUUUGAGUAUAUUGGUGAAAUGGGAAAGGACUACAUUUAUGCUGUAACACCUUUACUUGAAGAUGCUUUAAUGGACAGUAUAGUUGUUAAUGUUUGUGACCUACAGUUAGACAUGAUGUCCUAUGUACUAGGUCUGUUUCACCCAGCCCGGAAAGUCAGAGAUGUAUACUGGAAGAUUUACAAUUCCAUCUACAUUGGUUCCCAGGACGCUCUCAUAGCACAUUACCCAAGAAUCUACAAUGAUGAUAAGAACACCUAUAUUCGUUACGAACUUGACUAUAUCUUAUAACUUUAUUGUUUAUUUUGUGUUUAAUGCACAGCUAUUCACACUUAAACUUGCUUUUAUUUGGUGAUGUAAACUUUUAAACAUUGCAGAUCAGUAUAGAACUGGUCAUAGAGGAAGAGCUAGAAAUCCAGUAGCAUGAUUUUUAAAUAACCUGUCUUUGUUUUUGAUGUUAAACAGUAAAUGCCAGUAGUGACCAAGAACACAGUGAUUACACACAGUAUACUGGAGGGAUUUCAUUUUUAAUUCAUCUUUAUGAAGAUUUAGAAUUCAUUCCUUGUGUUUAAAGGGAAUGUUUAAUUGAGAAAUAAACAUUUGUGUACAAAAUGCUAA
Messenger RNA from Otolemur garnettii (small-eared galago), 2874 nucleotides. RefSeq names its product splicing factor 3b subunit 1 (gene SF3B1). NCBI's taxonomy places the organism in Eukaryota, Metazoa, Chordata, Mammalia, Primates, Galagidae. Gene Ontology annotation, molecular function: mRNA binding. The transcript is spliced from 20 exons. Gene Ontology annotation, cellular component: U2 snRNP; catalytic step 2 spliceosome; U2-type prespliceosome. Gene Ontology annotation, biological process: spliceosomal complex assembly. The coding region runs from base 88 to 2547 and encodes 819 amino acids. The record is from RefSeq and is a predicted model, not a curated record.